Quercus lobata is the source of this 1970-nucleotide messenger RNA. It is a transcript of the gene RUS4, whose product is annotated as root UVB sensitive protein (Protein of unknown function, DUF647). The record is from RefSeq and is a predicted model, not a curated record. NCBI's taxonomy places the organism in Eukaryota, Viridiplantae, Streptophyta, Magnoliopsida, Fagales, Fagaceae. The coding region runs from base 160 to 1764 and encodes 534 amino acids. The transcript has 10 exons.
AUUUUCCAAACUUUUUUUUUAUAGGUAUACCAUAAAUAAUAAGAUAACCUCUUAAACCCUAAACCCUGAUCAUUCGAAGAAAAACACCGAAUUUUGGCGGGAAGAUUAUUCCCCCAAAUUCCAAGCCCUUUGUUAAUUUCACGCUCUCGAUUUUCUCUCAUGCAAUCCACUUUCUACACUGCCCCCAGUUCCCACCAUUUCCAACUUCCAUGGAAAUCUCCGGAACCCAAUUUCACAGCCAGGAAAUCAAUUCCACAUAAACCCCAAAACCGCUUCAAAACCCUAACUAUCACCAAUUCCCUGAACAUCCCUCUCGGCUACGAAUCCGAGGAAGGCAUCGACCACGUACCACCUGUACCCGGACCCAGACCCAGACCCAGACCCGCCUCGCCGGGUCGCCUCCCGGUGGUGAUUCGAAGGUCUGAUAAAGUUUGUAGGUACUUCUGGGAUGGGAGUCGGUUGCAAUUGGUUUGUGUGGACGGUGGUGCGUCAUCGUUUUCAUUCAAUUUCGAUGAUGGGUUUCGAAAAAUGUUCAGACUUUGUGGUUCGGCUAUCAGGGAUUUCUUUAUUCCUAAACAAGUUAGUGGGAAUUACAUGGACUAUGUAAAAUGGAAGCUUUUGCACCGGGUUUUCAGCUCGGCGCUCCAGGUUCUUUCCACUCAGGCAAUGUUACGGGCUAUAGGAAUUGGGUAUUCUCGUUCACUACCAUCUGCGGCUGCCCUUAACUGGGUCUUGAAGGAUGGACUUGGACGGCUAAGUAGGUGCAUCUAUACUGCUGGCCUAGCAUCUGUGUUUGAUACCAAUUUGAAGAGAGUUAGGUUCUCAACGUCUGUCAUGUUCAGUUUGAGCAUUGGAGUGGAGUUGCUGACUCCUGUGUUUCCUCAACACUUCUUGCUUCUUGCAUCUAUUGCUAACAUUGCCAAACAAAUAAGCCUUGCAUCCUACUUAGCGACUAAUACAGCUAUUCGCCAAAGCUUUGCUAUAGCAGAUAACCUUGGUGAAGUUUCUGCAAAGGCACAGAUUCAAACAGUGUGCUUUGAUAACCUCGGCCUUUUGCUUGCCGCAAUUCUGAAUAUUUUGUUGAAGAACAAUCAAAGCUUGCAAGCAAGUUUACCUUUCGUCAUAUACCCCAUUUUCUCAGCAGUCGACCUUUUCGGAAUACAUCAGGGGCUUAAGCACGUCCAUUUGCAGACACUAACAAAGGAUAGACUUGAGAUCAUACUAAAUAUUUGGAUCGAGUCAGGAUAUGUGCCUUCACCUGCAGAAGUGAGUAAAGAGGAAGGAGUUGAUUUUUUGUGGAAUAAAGGCAAAAAAAACUGGCCUAUCAGAAUAGGGUGCUUAAAUCCGAAGGAUCAGAUACCCAAGUUGUCAAUGAUGGCAAUGCAAUAUUCUAGUGGUGAGGAUUAUUACUUUAUAUGCAUGGAGAUCUUCCAUAAAGGAGUGAAAAGAACUAAGCAGCAAGGUAUACUUCUCUGUCUACGGGAAGGGGCCAGUACUGCAGAUAUUAUCAUGGGUUUGUUACAGGCAUGCUAUAUCCGCAAGGCCCUCCUUGUGAGGAGGAGUUGGUGGGAGAGCAUUCUCAGAGUUGGUGAUGCAUUGGAUUCUGUUCUCAAUGAAUGGUAUAAGGUGAUUGAGGAUAGCAAGAGAUGUGCCCAAAGGGAUUUGUCUCUGUUGUGUGAACAAAUGUUGGGACUCGGUUGGGCUGCUAAGAACAUUUUGUUAAGCACAGAGGAGCAGGCUCGAUACAGUUUUGUAGAUGAUUAAAGGUUUUAUAUUUCUUUCUUCAAGAUUAGUGGCUACUCCUUUAUACCAUUGGAGAGUUUUGGGGAUGAAUGAAUCUUAACUUAAAGCUGACAAUUUGUGUCUAAGCCAUCUGUAACAUUCUGUUUAUAUAAGCAGCUAUCAUCUGUUGUAGUCAUUUGUAAACGAGCAAAUAAUAAGGAAAUUUUGACUCUUGUAUUUGCUAACCA